GCGAGCGGCGGAGCGGGAAGCGAAAGCGAAAGGGGGCGGCGGCGCGGGAUCAUGGCGGCCGCCCCGCUGCUGGUGCGGGUGAGCCCUGCGCCCGCCGCCAGCGAGAAGGCGAUCUUCAAGCUCCAGACAUACUUCCAGUCGGGAAAGCGGUCGGGGGGCGGCGAGUGCAACGUGCGCCCGGGCCCCGAGGUCGGCACCUACUGGGUGGACUUCUUUAAGGAGCAAGAUAGGAAGCGUGUGGAAGCCCGCUCAAAACACACCUUGGAACUGGGGGCAAGAUGCUGGGAGAUAGUCAUCCUGCCGGGAGAAGGGCACCCGGGCAAGAGCCGGGUUACAGCGCACGCCUCUGCCUGCCACAACAAGGUCGCUGCCAGCCCUUCCCUGCCCCAGCAGGAGCAGCAGGACAACGGUGGCUAUGGGGCCACGGCAAAGGAAGACCUUACCAAAAAGAUAUUUCUUACAGUAUCUGCUACUUUGAAUACCAGUAUGUUCACGGAAGACCAAAGGGAGAAAAUUACCAUUAUGUGUCCUAACUUAAAGAGAGAAGGAAACCCUGGCAUGGAUGGCUUUGAGAAAUUGACAGGAGAUUUUACAGAUAUUGAAAAAGCUUAUCACUACUUUGAAGAUAUCCUUGCAGGCAAAGACCCAAACCAUGAUUUUUCACAUUCUGAAUGUAAGAAUGGUUUGAAAGAUGAAAAUGGCCUGAAUACUGAAGAAAUGGUUGAGAUUACAGUUGUGACAGCUCUCUAUGAAUAUUUUAUUCAUACCCGCAAAGAGGAGAUCAAAGAACUACACAAAAAGUUUGGAGCGCAUAUAAGAAUUAAAGGUCAUGACGAGGAUAACACAUUCAUAUACCUAUCUUCUGAUAAAAGUCCUGCAUUGUUACAAGCAGCUAAUGAUUCUUUUAUCAGAACUUUCCAGGAAGCUACAAAAGAUCUGACAGAGGAAAAAGUUCCCAUAACAAAGAGUGACACGUUAAAAGAGACAAUAGUAAAAUUAAAUGAAAGGUUUAGAAAUCUUCUUGCUAAAGAGGAAGGGAAUCAGUUGCUACUCCGUGGUCCAGGGAGUGAGAUUUUAGCUGCCCAAAAAUUUCUAGUAGGGGAAGGUGAGAACAGCCAAGCUGAAAAGAAUAUGAAAAUAUCAUCUGAAUGGUACAAAUACAGGUGUGGAAUUGAAGUUAAUGCUUCUGAGUUUAAAUUGUUGGAAACCAUACUAAGCAAAGAAAUUGAAAACAUAAAUGGCAAAUUUGAUACACUGGUAAAAAUAAUAGAGAAGUCAUAUGGCCAGAAGGUCAUAAUAUUUAGGCCUAAAUCCAAAAAUUCUGAUAUGUCAUCACAUGCUACUGAAAGUUUCAUCAGUGCAUUUCACAGUGCCUCUGCAAUGUUAAGAGAAAAAGUCAUCAGUGUGAAGCUUUCAGAAGAUCAGAAAAAAACUUUAAAUGUGCUACUUAAUGCUAAGAAAUUUGAAGAUCUUAAUGUAAAACUUAAGAAGAAUGAAGAUAAGGUAAUCAUAAGGGGUUUACCAGACCAUCUUUAUGUUGCUGAAAAGUACAUGAAGUCCCUUCUUAACAUUGAAGGGACACUAAUUAGAAAUAGGGCACCACUGUCCUCUGACCUCAGCUCUCAAGAACCUACAGGAUCAUCUAAGAAGUCCAGUGUUAAGCAAAAGAAUAACCUUUCUUCUGAAGGACAGACUCAGGCAAAGACAGAAGAAAAAGAAGAUGAUGAAUGUCCAAUUUGCAAGGACACAAUUGAAAAUAAAGAAAUACUAGAAAAGUGCAAACAUGCAUUUUGCAAAAUUUGCAUUGACAGAGCCAUGGCUUUUAAACAAGCUUGUCCAGUUUGUAAUACCGUCUGUGGAGUCCUGACAGGAAACCAACCAGAGGGAACAAUGUCAACUAGAACAAUCAAUUUGUCUCUUCCUGGUUAUCCCAACUGUGGCACUAUUGAAAUUGUCUAUAAUAUGAAUGGUGGUAUUCAAACUAGCAGCCAUCCAAACCCAGGGCAGCCUUAUGGGCCAGCUCACCGAGUAGCGUAUUUACCUAACAAUGAGGAAGGGCGAGAAAUUCUGCAGCUCCUCAAAAGGGCCUUUCACCAAAAACUGAUUUUCACAGUGGGGCAGUCACGUACUACUGGUGCACAAAAUGUAAUCACAUGGAAUGAUAUUCACCACAAAACUGCCAUGGAGGGAGGACCUUCCCAGUUUGGCUACCCAGAUUCUACUUAUCUGCAGCGUGUUCGAUCAGAAUUGAAAGCAAAAGGAAUUGAAUAAGGAAAUCUCUCAAUUCUUAAGUGCAAUGACUAAACAUACAGCAGUUAAUGUGUACUAUUCAAGAUCUGAGGGAAGUUGCUUUGUUCAGCUACAGUACCUAAAUCGCUUGUAUUUCACAGUUAGCUAAGAAAAGUACUCUUUUCUCAUCAAUGUUCUUUUCACAAUUCGUUUACUCCCUAUAUAUGUAGCCUUUACAAAAUUUGGUUCUUGUGAAUGUAGUAUCAGCACUGUUUGCACUUGGAAUAUCUUGCUUUACUAGCAAAUCUGAUUGGCACUUUUCCGCACAACUCUCCAGUCUGAUUUCCAAAACCCUUAGAUCCACUACUUUUACUAGAUGAAACACUUCUCUUAGUUUUGCAUUAUGAUGUCUGUCAGCAUGGCUGGCAUCAUGUAACGUAAUCUAAAUCUAAAAUUUGUAUGCAGCUAUGACAGUAUUAGCUGUGAUAAGGUUAUGGACUUUUGCUUCUUUUCAUGAUUGAAAUUGCCUUAGUGAUUUGGGUUUUGCAUGUGAAAUUAGCCAUGGAUCACGUACAAGUGGGUAUAUGGAUGCUCAGCUCUGCAGAAAUGCUGAAUACUGAGAGCUGUGUUGGAGCAAACGGGAAGUUGCAGUGUCUGUGUCCAUAUCUGAUAGUGGGCUCCUGGUUCUGUGCCUGCCAUUGUGCUUAGACUUAAAUAUAACUUUUAAAUCAGUUUUUCAACUAUAAAACUGUAUUCUUUCAAUUGCAGCCAAUAUUGGUUUAAAUUGUAUCAUAAAGAUACUCUGCAGUGCCUAAAUAACCUGCUAAUUACCUGUAUGGUGGUAUGUCACACAGACAUGAUUUUUAGUAAGUUGAACCAUUUCUCUAAGGCUACUGAGCGCAACUAAUAAAGAAAAUACAAAAAUA
Messenger RNA from Serinus canaria (Common canary), 3155 nucleotides. It is a transcript of the gene DTX3L, whose product is annotated as deltex E3 ubiquitin ligase 3L. NCBI's taxonomy places the organism in Eukaryota, Metazoa, Chordata, Aves, Passeriformes, Fringillidae. Gene Ontology annotation, biological process: Notch signaling pathway; protein ubiquitination. The record is from RefSeq and is a predicted model, not a curated record. The transcript is spliced from 5 exons. Bases 52 to 2271 code for a protein of 739 amino acids.